AUGGGAAAUUACCGUUUCAAAGAUCCUACAAUUCUUGGUAGAGAAUUUAUCCUUGACAAGUUUAACAAGGAGUUUAAUCUUAAUAUAAAUUAUCAAUUCGUCAAAGAAAAACUUGAUCAACUAAAAAGAAAGUACAAGAAGUACAAGGAGCUUAUGAAAAACUCCACGGGCAUUUCGGUUGAUACUACUACAUCUGUGAUAUCAACAUCUAACUCAUGGUGGCAAGAGCGUGAACCUCAAUUCUCUGUGAACCAAAGAAGAGAACAGUUGGUGAAUGAUGGUUUGGACAAUGAUGAAGGUCAUGUAUACUUUGAAACAUAUGAUGGUGAUAUGCAAGACAGUCAAGUUCUUGAGACACAAGAAAACGAAGAGAUUCCCACGUCUAGAAUUCAACAACGAGGUGGACUAAGGCGUGGAAGUAGUUCGCAAAGAGGUGCAGGAAACUUCCAAAUUUCUACCAGGAUUGGUUCACGAGGAAGUCGUAGAAAACAAUCAUUUGAGACAACUCUAACAGAUACAAUAACUGGCUUAAGAGAGUUUCAGCGCCAAAGUUUACAACAGAUGCGCCCGAAUUGUUUUGACAAAGAUGAUUACAACAAAUUCGAUAUGGCUAUGAAGUUAUUUGAAUCAAUGAACCUUCCGAAUGACACUGAUUUUUAUUGGGCUUGCAUUCAUGCAUUUAAGGCAGAAAUUUUUUGGCGUAAGUACUUCAUUAAUAGAGCUGAAAGAACCGUCGAAGAUAAUCUGAAAUUUUUACAAGCUCUUACUAGAGAUACACGAGAUAAUGAAUAUGUGGGAAAACGUCAAUGGGGUCAUGGUUUUCAACAAUGGGGAACACCUCCUACUGCUCCGCAAUGGAAUUCACCUUCAAAUGUUCCACAAUGGACAAUUCCACCAACUACACCACAAUGGGGUACACCUUCUAGUAUGCCGCAAUGGAGUUCAUCUCCAACUGCUCCGCAAUUGAGUUCACCUCCAACUGCUCCGCAAUAG
Messenger RNA from Arabidopsis thaliana (thale cress), 993 nucleotides. RefSeq names its product Myb/SANT-like DNA-binding domain protein. Bases 1 to 993 code for a protein of 330 amino acids. Lineage: Eukaryota; Viridiplantae; Streptophyta; Magnoliopsida; Brassicales; Brassicaceae. The record is from RefSeq and is marked reviewed. The transcript has 4 exons.